Molecule: messenger RNA, 1326 nt
Organism: Amaranthus tricolor (Joseph's coat)
Lineage: Eukaryota; Viridiplantae; Streptophyta; Magnoliopsida; Caryophyllales; Amaranthaceae
Exons: 3
Coding region: 1-1326 (441 amino acids)
Molecular function (GO): nucleic acid binding
Source: RefSeq, a predicted model, not a curated record
AUGGCUGAGGUUCAAUUUCAAGAAGAGGAAUUCAUUAAUCCUGAUAUUGAGGUAUUUAUUUCUUACUUUGAAAACCUUAAUAUAGAUCCUGAAUAUGACAUUUAUGAUGAGUACACAAGUGAGAAUUAUGGAAACAUAGAUGUCAGUUUGAGUUUAGAGGAACCCAUAAGCCAUAUUCAAUCAUUAACACAGGAGGAAAGAGAAACUGAAUCGAACCAACAGCAAACAUUAAGACAACAACCAGUAGGUAGUAAGAGGGAACUACCAGUUCAGACCAGAAAGUUAAUUGUACAACAAUUAACUAGUUUGUCUAAAGAACCAGAUAGACGUUUGCCAUGGGGUACAAUUAAAACAAUUGCAUUGCAACAUAACACAUCUAAGUGGACAAUAGCAAGGCUGUGGGAAUCAGCCAAAACAUCAAUGCAAAAUGGCAUUGUAAUUGAUGUUAAUAGUAGGAAAAGGGGAAGAGUUGGUAGGAAACCAAGAGUCUUUGACAUGAAUUUGCUUAAUGCUGUACCAAUUGAAAAGAGGACCAUAAUUAGAGCAAUGGCCACUGCAUUAGGCAUUGGUCAUUCACAAGUUUAUAGAAUGAUGAAAUCCGAUGAAAAAUGGUUGUACAUGAGUAGGGCAACACAGAGGUAUUAUUUAUUCCCUUCGGAAGAGGAGGAGCCAUAUAGAUGUGUGCAAAAUAAAAAUUUCAUAGGCAAAGUGAUGUUUAUAGCAGCUGUUGCAAGACCUCACAUUAAUUCAGCUGGUGAAGUGUUGUGGGAUGGGAAAAUAGGAAUUUUUCCGUUUACAGAGACUCAUUAUGCAAUGAGGAGGUCAGAAAAGAGACCAGCGGCAAAUGGGGUGAAAGAUAUUUGGAUUCAACAAGAUAACGCCAAGCCGCAUAUUUUAAUAAAUGAUCAUGCAUUCAAUGAAGAAGCCAAGAAAGACGGAUUUAACAUUAGACUAGUUUGUCAACCGGCCUCUAGUCCAGAUAUGAACAUCUUGGACUUGGGAUUGUUUAGUGCUCUACAAUCAAUUCAAUUCAAGUCAUUUUCCAAAGACCUCAAUGAUCUGAUAAAGGCGGUUAAUGAUGCGUACGACACUUUUGAACCAAAGCUUUUAAACUACACUUGGAUACAAUAUCAACUAUGCAUGAUAGAGGUACUAAAAGCUAAAGGCGGUAAUAACUAUAAGAAUCCACACAUUGGAAAAAAAAGACUGGACAGGCUGGGUAUGUUGCCCAGGCAAUUAGAAAUCCCGCAAGAACUAAUAGAUGCAGCACGCCAAUUUUUAUCUCAUGAUAUAAUUAAUCUCAAUGAUCUUUCGCACGAUGAUUGA